Molecule: messenger RNA, 875 nt
Organism: Corticium candelabrum
Lineage: Eukaryota; Metazoa; Porifera; Homoscleromorpha; Homosclerophorida; Plakinidae
Product: coadhesin-like
Exons: 6
Coding region: 13-843 (276 amino acids)
Source: RefSeq, a predicted model, not a curated record
CCGACGUCGCCAAUGAUGUUUCUUCAUCGCCUUUUGCUCUUCUGUCUGCUCUCUGCUGUUUCGAUCGCAAUCCCGCAGAAAUUUAGGAGAAGCGAUCAUGAGCCACCUCUUGAAGACAAUCAGCCAGUGGACGGUGGUUGGUCAGAAUGGAAUCUAUGGUCAACGUGCUCGAAAUCGUGUGGAGCAGGUGGCAAAUUUCGCUCUAGGUCUUGUACAAAUCCCUCUCCAUCACAUGGGGGCAAAUACUGCCAGGGAUCGGGAAUAGACUUUGUCAGUUGCAAUGAACAUUCAUGUACAGCUCCAUUAGUUGUGAUUCAUGGCGGAUUUGGGAGCUGGACAAGUUGGUCAUCAUGCAGUGAAACGUGUGGAGGUGGAAAUACUCUUCGCACAAGGCUUUGUAACAACCCAACUCCUUCCAAUGAAGGAAGAUCAUGCGAAGGGAAGUUUAUAGACGUUGGCGUUUGCAACAACAUUUCUUGUUCAGUUGAUGGUGGUUGGACAAAUUGGACAGAUUUUUCACAAUGUACCAAGUCAUGUGGGUUUGGCUCUCAAAUACGGUCAAGAACAUGUACGAAUCCAGAGCCAAAGCACGACGGCAAACCUUGUUUUGGACCUAGAGAAGAAGCAAUAGAGUGCUUCAUUGUUGAUUGUCCAGUACAUGGUGAAUGGAGUCACUGGUCCAAUUGGACUAGUUGCACAUUGAGUUGUGGUGGAGGACUGCGAAAUCGUACUAGAGUAUGCAAUAAUCCAGUACCAGCCUAUGGUGGCAAUGACUGUUCGGGAUACAGCUGGCAGAAUGAAGCAUGUUCUGAACGUCCAUGCCCAGGUAAUUUUUAUAAUUGAAUUUUUUGCACAGAUGCAUGAGAAUUUUUUCC